CCGGGGACACACAGUAGGAAAACUACACCGCAGCUCUUCUAUUUCACUCUGCAGUACAAAGCUUUUUUUUAAAAGGACGUUUCGGCCCAGUUCCAAACACUGCAAGUUCAUCCAUUAGGAGGAUUAUUAUGCGUCCAAAAGCUCCAGCUUCACACUGAGCUCCAUCUGCUUGAGUGUCCAGUGACAUGAAACUCAAUCCGCAGCAAGCUCCAUUAUAUGGGCAGUGUGUUAUCACAGUGCAGCUCAGUGAUGAAGAGCUGGCUGCGGAUGAGGAGGGCGUCGACUACUUCCUGCUGUUCGCUGGCAGCACGCAGAGACACCUGACCAGCACCCUAAGGAGCAGUCAUGACACCUUGCAGGCGUUGUGUCCUGCCCAUGACUGUUGUGAGGCGGUGCUGGUCACCCUGUGUGCAGUCUGCCGAGGUGUGUCCGAGGACCCUGAGGACCUACAGCCCUGCCUGGGUCGCCUGGCUCCGUUGGCCGAGCAUCGAUUCACCUUUGUCCAGGAUUUGGCUUUUGACAUGGCCCAGUUCCUGGUGAGCACAGCGGGCCGGGCUGACGGCCUCGACGGGGCGCUGCUGCUGGAUGAGUGUCAGAUUCCCCUGCUGGAGUGUGAACGUCUGGAUGAGAGCUUGGCACUGGCCCUCCACCACCUCGUACUGCCUGCAGGAUGGAGCUUGUUGGGGAACAAACCUGCCAACAAUACUGACCUGGAUCCUCAGGAGACCCUGCUACAUUUUUCAGCACGUCGGGGUCUCUUUCGGGUCACGCACUUCUUGCUGCGGCAGCCUGGAGCGAGAGAAGCCCUGCGACUGGCCAACAGACAAGGCCACACCCCCGCCGCCAUUGCAGAACAGCGCGGACACACUCGCCUCCAUGAGUUCAUCACACAGGUUGAGACGGACACAGAGACGGACAUAGGAACUGGGACUGUCCAGUCGGCCUCUACAGACGCCCGGGCAGUUUGCAACCUCCCAACGCUGAACACACACACUCUGACGCUGAGUAUCAAACCCGGUCGUGACCCUCCGACCCUUCAGAGGAGUGUUGAGCAGCUGCUGCACCUGAUAUGUCAUCUCCAUGCCAAGGGAGUUUCUGAACUGGAGCUGCAGUUUGAUUCUCUACACACAGCUGCUGAAUGUUGUGACGGUGUAGAAACAGAGAUAACCUGUCUGGAUCGACUACAGCCGACUGCUACAGCAUCGGAGUGCCUGGAUACAACAACUCAAGGGAGCUGGCAAGAAAACUGCUCAGUGGAAAGCAGCUGUAGUGUUGAUUAUGGACGUGAUGAAACUGGGAAUGCAGAAAAAGACCGGAGUUUGUCUGUGAGUACUCCGACGUCAGAAGUACGCCCCCAGGAGCAUGGCCUCGGGCCCCCAGAGGAUUGGGUGUGUCUCAAUUCAAACACUGAGAAAGAUUAUUGCCAAGCGGAGGAGGAGGGAAGCAAGCAGCCUCUUGUUUCCACCCAUAUUUUGAGUUUGUCUGACAGCAGUGAAGAAGCACAGAGUGAGGCCAAAGGGGGGAGCCUCACUGUGGGAACCCUACCACCAGGAGACUGUGGUAAACAGACAGAGGAAACUGAUAGAGGAGAGGCUGUGAUCCGGGAAGGACAGGAGGCCACAGAAAGUGAAGAUAGAUCUGAGCAGGAAACAGAGGACGGCACAGCAAGGAGGAGAGAGGAGGAGACCGAGUCAGAGUCAACAGAUUUAAUAACGCCCAGUGGAGACACGAUAGUUUCAGACAUGGGCCAAUCCCCUUCGUCAGAAGCCGCUGGGGUCUCGGACAGCUGCGACUCUGAAGUGAAGGAGUGCUGCCAGGAUGGAGAGAUUGCAGAAAAAGAGAUGAAACACGACCAGGAAGUUUGUGCUGCACUCACUUUAGAGGAGAGAGUUGAGAGUGAAGGGUUAACAGACCCUCUAUCAACCCCGGGGGACCCCCCCAACCCAUCGCUGAUAGACCAUGAUGAUGUAAUCGAGGAGUCAGAAUCUGCUGUUCCAUGUCUCUUGAUAGAAGGCCUCCAUGAGGGGGAACCUCCGCCAGACACAAACAGCCUGGAACAAAACCAGGAAACAGCUGGUAGGGAUUACGCUAUAGAGCAGCAGCGGGGCUCAGCUCCAGAAACUGGGAACUGUACUGAAGGAACGAUUGGUAAAGAGCUGGAUGGUGAAAAAACAGCUGAACCUUCUGGAUACAAUGUAGAAAGUUUUUCUAUGGACGAACCUGACAAAACUGAAGAAACAUCUGCAAUAAAUACAGAGGAUUUUCGGACUGCUGGUAACUCUGUGGAAGAUACACAGACAGAUUCAGCAGACUGCGAUCCACCACCUGAAACGAUGCCUAGCUCCAGUGACAGACACGCUGACCUCGAUUCUGGGAUGACCCACAGCCUCUCCAGUGAUGAUGAUGGCAGUUUCCGAUCAGUUGGAAGCUCCACAACAGACAUAUUCCACCCGACUCAGGAAAAUGCCACCGUUGAGGAGCAGGACUUGAUUCAAACUGAGAUAGCUGAACUGGCCUCUUCAGAAUUCAAUAUGGAGCAACCAAAUGACUCAAAACCUGGUGAAAGCAGUGGAUAUUCACUAACCAUGGAUACUGUGGAGCCUGGUAGUGUCAGUGCUUUGACAGUGACAGACUGCAGCCAGCCUGGCACUGAGCCUGAAGCACAACUGUCACCCAGCCUGCAAACAAUGGAGGCUUUGAAUCCUGAGGGGACAGAAGAAAAACUUGCCCCAGAGCUUCCCGAAAAGGAUCUGUCAUUAGGUUCAGCACUGUCAGAGAAUGGAGAAGUUCCAACAUUGAAGGUUGUUCAAAGUGAAACUGGAGAGGCCAAUGACUCUGACCCAAAUGCAGAGAUUGAGCAUUCUGCAUCAGAGGUCACCAACAGAGUCUUAUGUGAAUCCAGUCCAUCUGCUACAGAGGAGGGUGGAGUGAUUGGUCUAGCUGAAGGAGAGGCUGAGCCCACAGAGACAGAUGAUACAUCUGUGGUGGCCUCAGCAGAGGAGAGUGGUAAUGUGCAAUUUGCUCUACAGCAACACAAACAAGAUACUGCAGAGAUGACAGCCGAUGAAAGGACACCUGACGAGGGAUUAAGGCACUCUGUAGAUGUCAGAUCUGUGGGAGCGGAAUCACUUCUUCUGAACAAUGAAGCAUCAAGUGAGCCACAUGUUGAGAGUGAGAUGACAGAAAAUCCAAAGACUCUCGACGCAGUGGAUGGAGCCUCAGAGGGCCAUGGCAGGCCAAUCCAAGAGGAGGAUAUCAUCAUGUCAGAAGACUCUGUAAUUGCUACAGAGGAGGAAGAAAAUGGCCCAGCAGAGGAAACAGGCUUCUCCACGAUCCACCGAGACACAGAGGCGUCUUUCCAUCAGCCUUUCAACACUCAACACUCAGGUUCCUCACAGUCUCCAACGUUGCCCAGUAGGACCGGCCGUGCCACCAGUUGUCCCACCAGUCACAGAGACUCCGGCAGUGACAUAGAAAGCUUCCUGGGUGCGGAGCCGGGAUAUGACAGCAUUUUCAGAAAGAGUGACGAACCAGUGACAGGAGGAGACAGUGCCAGCGAGGUUUCCGUCUCCUGCUCCUCCACAGACGACACCGCCAGCGUCGGCCCGUCCAGCUCCAGUCCCGAGGGUAGCCAGGGCCUGGGCUGCAGCUGGAGCCCAGAGGAGUGCAUCCAGGCUGGGGCUCCCAUCACUUCAGACGGAGGUGGAGGAGCGGGAGACGCUGAGGACGAGGCCAAAGACAGAGUGACAGAGGUGCCGAGGCGCUCCUGUCUCCUGCGGAACAGCCUCCGCUCCUUGUCGCCUCUUCGCCGCCACAGCUGGGGUCCUGGAAAGAACAACGGAGGAGACGCAGAGAUGAACCAAAGGAGUUCCAUCCGUAGCCCUGGUGAGGGCAAGCCGACCCUUCACAGGAGAAGCUACAGCUUGGAGGGGCUCAGCGGGGGCCAAGAGGAGCUGAGGAGACCCACCACCCAGGGACCCCGAAUCCUCGAGCCUUUAAGGAUGCUCCGGCACGACAGUGAUGAUAGGGGCUCCCUGGUUUCUCUAACCGAGGAGCAGGAAGAGAUGGAGGAGCACAGCAGACUGGACAACCAGAAGUCAAGGCGGUAUCGACCUCUGCGCAACAGCUGUCCUCCUAUGACCCUGCCCCUCACCAAGUCUGUAUCCAUGCUCGCCAUCAGCCAGAGAGACAUUGAUGCGGUGGGAUGCAUGAGACGAAAGAGGCGAAUUUCCUUCUCUUUCAACCUUUCUCCCCUCACCAAAUCUAAGUCUGAGUUCACUUAUGGGGACUCUUCAUCUAGCGAUGAUGAGGAUGACAUGAGUAUGAAAUCGUUUUCUAGCACCUCUGGAUCACUAGCAUACAGUAUAUCAGAGGAGGAGCCCGGCCCUCUACGGAGUGACACUGAGGGAAAGAAUGUGACGAAAGUCAGCCGGACCUUCAGCUACCUCAAGAACAAGAUGUACAAAAAGACCAGGGAAAAGGAGCGAGACAAACGGGACAAAGACAAGGAGGGAAAGGAGAAGGACAAGAAAACGGUGAAUGGUCAUGUAUUCACACCAGUCAGCUCAGGCCAGUUACUCCAGUGCUCCCAUUGCAAUAAGGCUUUCAACAAUAAGGAGGCUUUCCAAUGCACACACUGUAAUGCUUCCGUCCACAAGGGCUGCAGGGACAGUCUGCCUGUUUGCGCCAAGGUGAAGAUGAAGUUGCCCAAGCAGCAGCUCGCAGCACCAGAUUCAAGCUCUUUCUCCACAGUCACAUUGAGGAACAAAUCUGGUGGGACAAGAGAACGUCCUUGGUCAGCCAUCUUGUCCCCAGAAGAUCAUUCUUCACUGAUUAUCCCAUCAUCACGGAGACACACAAGUAUCAUGGCCUUCCACGGCAACAACCUGUCCAAGAGUCUCUCCAUAAGCAACAUUGCUGGUCCGGUGUUUGAUGAGAUGCCCAUCAAAGGCCUGCGAUAUCUUUCCCAGUCCACUGACUCCCUCAACAGAACCAACCAGGUCACAGAGUCCAUGGAAUCACUCACUGAUGAAGGAACAGAGAUGAUGGACGGGCAGCUGAUGGGGGAGUUUGAGGCAGAGGCCAAGGAGCUGGAAGCUGACUCAUGGAGUUUAUGUGUUGAGCAGCACUACCUGCAGCAGCUGGACAAAGAGCUGGUGAAGAGACAGGACAUCAUCUAUGAGCUGAUGCAGACAGAGAUGCAUCACAUCCGGACGUUACGCAUCAUGUCAGAAGUCUACAGCAAAGGACUGCAGAAAGAGGUGCAGCUGGAGCUACAGACAGUGGAGAAGCUGUUCCCAGCUUUAGACGAGCUCCUGGAGCUCCACACGCAGCACCUCCUCCGCCUCCUGGAGAGGAAGAGGGAGAGCCAGCUAGAAAGGGGAAGCUUUGAUGGAAGCUUCGUUAUCAGUAGGAUCGGAGACAUCCUGGUCAACCAGUUCUCAGGAUCUAAUGGUGAAAGCAUGAAGAGAAUUUAUGGGAGAUUCUGCAGUCGUCACAGCGAAGCCGUCAACUUCUACAAGGACCUCCUGAACAAAGACAAACGCUUUAAGGCCUUUAUCAAAAAAAAGAUGACUUGCAGCAUUGUGCGGAGGCUUGGUAUCCCAGAAUGCAUCUUGUUGGUGACCCAGAGGAUAACAAAAUACCCAGUGCUGAUUCAGAGGAUGCUACAGCACACUAAAGAGGGCGAGGAAGACUACGACGACCUGGCAGAUGCUGUGCGGCUCGUGAAGGAGGUGAUCGCGGCGGUCGAUGGCAAGGUGAACGAGCACGACAAGAGGCGCCGACUGAAGGAAUUUCACAUCCGCCUGGACAGCAAGUCCAUUAUGAUGAUGAAGAGCGGUCAGAUUUUUGCCAAGGAGGAUCUGCUGAGGAGGAGGCUGAUCCACGACGGAGCACUGCAGCUGAAGAACAGCCAGGGGAGACAAAAGGAUGUCCACGCUUUGCUCCUAUCAGACAUCUUUGUCUUCCUCCAAGAGAAGGACCAGAAAUAUGUCUUCGCCAUGCUGGACCAGCGCUCCACUGUCCUCUCCCUCCAGAAGCUGAUUGUUCGGGAGGUCGCAACGAAGAGCGCGGCCCUCUUCCUCAUCACAGCAGGCACUGAUAAACCGGAGAUGAUGGAGGUCCUGGCACGCUCGAAGGACGAGCGCAACACCUGGAUGCAGCUCAUCCAGGAAGCCAUGCAAUCAAAGGAGAAGGAUGAGGAUGAAGGGAUUCCCAGUGAGACGGAGGAUGACAAGAGACAACUGGAGACUAAAGCCAAAGAGAUGAGAGAUAUGUUGAGACAGAAGGAUACUGAGAUCAUGUCCCUGCUGGAGGAGAAGGUGCGGCUCUUCAGGGGAAUGUGGGAGGGCUGUAACUCAGGCGAGGAGCCUCGCAGGCAGCUUGAGCCUUUCUUCAGAUCGGCCUGCGGCCUGGAGCCGCCCAGGGGAGCGUCCAUCAUGAAGGAUGCCCUGCAGGAAGUGGAAGCGUUACAGGCACUGGUGAAUGGCAGCCUGGGCGGCGCGAUGGCCAGUGUCCAGGAGGGAGGAGGAGCAGGGCCUGUGUGUUUGCCCCGUCGGGCUGAGACCUUCGGAGGCUUCGACAGUCACCAGAUGCACAGCAGUAAGAGUGGAGACAAAGACGAGAGCGAGGAUACGAUGGGAGAUCUGCGCAGGACGGAGUCCGACAGUGUUUUAAAGAAGGGAGGAAACGCCAACCUGCUGCUGCUGCUGAAGAGGAACAGUGAGCAGGUCCUCAACAGUGUAUCCAAUCUGCAUCUGCUGCUCAGCAGUCUGCAGGCGGUGGUGGUUCAGCAGGACAGUUUCAUAGAGGAUCAGCGGCAGGCCAUGAAUGAGCGCUCGUCCUCCUGCACGUCUUUAUCGCGGCCGUCCUCACGGCCCAGCUCUCUGAUUGAACAGGAGAAGCAGCGCAGCCUGGAGAAGCAGCGGCAGGAGCUGGCAUCCCUGCAGAGACAGCAGUCUGCUCAUGCUGAGGAGAAGAAAAGAAGGGAGAAGGACUGGGAGGUCAGGGAACAGCACCUGGCUGAGAAGGAGGUGCUGGUGCACGUACAGGAGGAGGAGAUCUCAAAGCGGCACAAAGAACUGGACGAGGAGAAGCGGGAGCUGCUGAGCAAGAAAGAGGAGUAUCAGAGAGAUUUGGAGAGGCUCAGAGACGCCCAGAGGAAGCUGGAGAGGGAUAGGGAGGCCGUGCAGCGGCAACUCGACAAGAUGGAGGAGCUCCGUCUGGCAGAGCGGACUCCCUCUACGACGUCGGAUGAAUCCCAGUUCCCCGGCAGCUCCCAGUCUCUGGAGGUGGACCCACUGGAGCUCUCCUCCUCCUCUUCCUCCUCCCUGCCGAGGCUGCAGCCUCAGCGGUCCAAGCCCAAAGGGAAAAGCCUCAAUCCCUUUACCUCAUCUUCCACCAACCCCAACCUCAAGGGCAGCGAAGCUAACAACCAGAUCUCAAAGAGCCUGCUACAGCUGGCCAAGAACAAGAACAAAGAGAGCAAGGAGAAGAAGAAGAAGAAGGGCAAAGGAGGGAGCGUACAGACCGCAGACCCCUCACACCUCCCAGAGCCCCCUCUGGAUGGAGAGAUCUUCUUCUGCUGAGACAAGUGGCUCCCUUUUCCUCCUCCUCAUCCUUUUAGACCCAUCACGCCUGUCUGACUUCCAGAGGAUUUAUUGUGUUACUGCCAAGUAGUAACACAAUAAAGAGACUUUUAGAUAGCUGAUUGUAAUGUAGAGCAAUUUAACAUUACAUGCAAAAAAUAAAAAAAGACAAACAAUGUAUGUUCAGUUCAAAAUGGCACCACUGCUUUUAGUUUCUGGAAAAUAGAUUUUCAGUGGAUCUGUUUUGGUGUGCAAGUAGGCAUACAUGCACUAUAUAAAAAAGAGGGAAUGUGGAAUGGCAAUGCACUUUGAUGUAUUGUCUGUCCAAAACUCUGUUUCCUUUUCCAAAGAUGUGUUAACAUUUCUUUAUCCUUGAGAAUUGUACAUUUCUGACAGCUCAAUAUCAGAUUGAAAGCAUUUCACAGCGGAUUGCUCCACCAAGUAUGUCACGGGCUUCAUUGCCUCCGUUUCCAUGUUUGUUACGGCCCCAGCUAGCCCCCCUUUUCAGCCGUCAGUCUCACACAAACAGACCGUUUCAACCAGAAAUAUGUUAAUUUACAGACGCAGGGUCCUGUCCAUGUGACCACACACAAAUAUAUGUAAAAAAAAUGCUACAUGGAAACAGAUAAGAAUGUCAACAAACUCCCAUGUGGCACUGGAAACGCCUCACUCGGAAGCAUUUUUAUUGACUGAAACCACAGAAUAAAAUCUGCAAAAUCAAUAGUGUCCUAUCAACAUUUCCUAAUUGAAAAAGUCAAGUGCUGUCAGUUUUUUUUUCAGCAUUUCAAUUCAAACUGCUACUGUGUUUAUCCACAUUAGGAGAAAAUUGUUGCCAGGCAUUCCUUCACUCAUUUGAAAAGCAGAUGUGAUUACGUCCGCUAAUUUAGCCUCCAGUUUGUAAGCAAAAUGGAAUUGGCACAUGAUAACUUGACUAAUCUUGUAUAACGACUUGAUGCCAUCAAUCAUGUUCCUUGGCUUUAAAAUUAUCUGAAUUAUGGAUAUCUCAAUUUUGGAGUGAAACUCUUCAAAAUGUAUGUGCCUAUUUCCCACAUUGUACAGUAAUGAAAAGAUUGAGACAUAUCGGCCUGUGUCUAAUGGCUCAAUUCAUAUCCUUCAGUGUGUUUUAGAGCCUUGGUUGGAUAUUAGUUUGAUCCCCGCUUUAUCUGCCUGUCACUGGGCUUUUAUGCAGCCCUCAUCGUUCAUCUGAGCGAGGCUUUCCUUCGUUUUUUAAUUGCAUGUAACUCUGCAGGUAGCAUACUAAUGGCUUCUGUGUGGUAAAGAGUUCAGCGUUCUCCUUUCAACCUCCCUCUUUCAUUUCAGAUAAUAGGCUCAGUAAAUGUACACGGCUGAUGGUUUUUGGAAAUGGAGGUUGUUAAUUUAGGGACAAAAGAGGCUGGUUAGAGAAAAGGAGAAAGGACAUUAACUAAAAACACAGAAUGAUGUUAUGUGUCCCCGUUUAGAUGCUUAAUGACCAAACCGUACCGCCUGAGUAUCUGAUCAUUUCAAUGAAUCAACAUUUAUCAAUGUUGUUGAGCACUUUGGUUGUAAUGUGUUUGCAUUUUUGUUUUUUUCUCUUUUUUUGUUAUCAGUGUGAGAUAUCAAUCAAGGGGAUCUUUGUUUUCAGUUUUUUAAUUGGGGGCAAUGACGCUGGUGAAGAGCAACAAUGAUCCAAAGCAAGAUUGUUCACGAUGUGUUGAAUCACAUCAAAGGUGCUGCGGUUCCACUUCGUUAGCGUGGCAGGUAACUUUUAGAUGUUUGCAGUGUGACCUGCCCUUUAGUUUUUAAGCCUGUGGUUUAGUCCCACUGAGGCCACACAUCUACCUGCUGGACAGGUAGUAAACAAACAGAGGAAGUUAAAAAAAAAAAAAAGAAAGAAAAAAGAAGCCCUUUCCUGAUGAAUUACAGAGCAGCGUCACUGAACUGCUUCCUUGCUGCCUCUUUUGUCUCAUGUUUAAGUGCUUGUUUGUUAACUCGCCGUCUAUGUUGAGGAUUUGACUUGAUGUCCAGGCUGGUUUAUUAUAGUGUGUCUUCUAAGAGGCUUACAGAGCCAGCCAAUUAGUUGCUUUAUGUCUUUUGUUUAUGGCUUUGGUGUAAUCCUGUCAAAGAAACAGAGAGGAAUGGGCUUUUUUUGUCUCUCUAUUGCUUUAGGUGUGUUUUGACCACUAGGGAGCACUGUACCUAUGACUAAAUUAAUUCACUCCCUCACACAACACCCAGAAAGUAUGAAACUAUUUUUUUUAUUUUUUUAAAACAAAAUAUUAUAAAUUGAGUUUUUUCUCAGCAGGUCAUUGCCGUACAGAGAUAAUGUGAUGAGCGUGGGUUCUCAUACUCUGUGACAUUUUCCCCACGGCAUUUGUAAUUGACUGCAGAAACAAAUAAGUUGUCAGAGACUGUAAUUGGUUAUUCAGUGAAACCAGUCAGCAGCAGCUUUAAUAUGGAGGAGAAAAAAAAACAGUUUGAGGGAGCGACGGGGCAGAACCACAAACCUCUCUCUGUAAAGGACAAUCAGCAGAUGUGAGUCGAGAAAAUGAUCUCCCUUCCCGAUGAUGAUAGGCCUGUCCGCAAGAUGAGUAUGUCCAUCAGGUGAACCCUGCGUAGCCUUAAAUCUUAACGAUGAAAUGCACUAGAGUAGAACCCAGCGUCUUCUCAGGAGAGAGGGAAGAGCUUUUAUACCUCUGCUUUCAAAUGAAGGAAAUGUUUGUAUCAUGAAAAUGGUAGAAAUUGUUUCAUUCUCAACUAUGUAAAAAGAAGGGCAAAGACAAAUGUGUAAAUAUGAUUUAUGUAUAAAACAAAUCAAAUGUAAAAAAUAAGUUUCUUUUUGUGAUUUACUGCAACAUUUUGUAAUAAUGUUUUAUUUAUGUUUUAUUUUCACCCAUUCGGUGACCAACAAUGUAAAGUCAUAUUUCUCUCAUAAUAAUAAAAAAAUCAUAAUGGA
Molecule: messenger RNA, 10524 nt
Organism: Scomber scombrus (Atlantic mackerel)
Lineage: Eukaryota; Metazoa; Chordata; Actinopteri; Scombriformes; Scombridae
Gene: akap13a
Product: A-kinase anchor protein 13
Biological process (GO): adrenergic receptor signaling pathway; regulation of Rho protein signal transduction; positive regulation of canonical NF-kappaB signal transduction
Cellular component (GO): actin cytoskeleton; membrane
Molecular function (GO): guanyl-nucleotide exchange factor activity; MAP kinase scaffold activity
Source: RefSeq, a predicted model, not a curated record